Chelonia mydas (Green sea turtle) is the source of this 5958-nucleotide messenger RNA. RefSeq names its product potassium voltage-gated channel interacting protein 1 (gene KCNIP1). Gene Ontology annotation, biological process: regulation of potassium ion transmembrane transport. The record is from RefSeq and is a predicted model, not a curated record. Bases 816 to 1499 code for a protein of 227 amino acids. Gene Ontology annotation, cellular component: voltage-gated potassium channel complex. NCBI's taxonomy places the organism in Eukaryota, Metazoa, Chordata, Testudines, Cheloniidae. Gene Ontology annotation, molecular function: transmembrane transporter binding; calcium ion binding; potassium channel regulator activity. The transcript is spliced from 9 exons.
UGUGGAGUCUUUCACACACGCACACUUUAUGAGUUGCACAGAAUUAGGUUAACAGCAACUGCAUUUCCCAUGCAUCUGACAUGUCAGAAAGUGUAUGGAGAGUGGCCGUGUUGAAAUUUACUAUCUGCUUCCCCCUCCCCUGCCACCUCUUCCCCACCCUCUUUGCACACUUAUUUCCUUUCCCUGGGUCCUGUGCCUCAGAAGAGUUUAAGAGAAUGUUAUUUUCUACCUUUUUAUAAGACAAUAUUAGUCAGCAGGAGAGUGCAUUCCACAGAGCUGCAACUUUGACAGCUAGUUCACUAUCCAUUUUCCACUGAGUAGAUUUUCAUUCAUUGAUGAUUGGUACAGAGCCCAGAUCCCUAGCAUCCUCCCAAGACCCUUACUAUGUCUACAGAACUGUAGUUUAGUAUGCACUGGAAGAGAUGCAUUGAUGCUUUCUCUGUAGACCUACAGGCUGCUGGUUGGAGCCAUAAGGGAAAGAGAGGAAGAAUUAGCCUGUGUGUUUAUGUGGCUGUGCUCCAGUAAAUAUUUUGAUGCAUCUGCUGUCAGCUCUGGUCUGAGGGAAUCUAUCUAGCAUUUAAAUUUUGAUGGGGAGCUGUUUUGAAUAAUAACAGUGCAGCCGGCUGUGAGUCAGUGCAUGUGUGUUGACUGAAAAAAAAAAAAAAACCCUCAGCUUUCAGCAAGCGUUAAGCUUUGAGCUGCAGUGCUUUGCUUUUACCCUCCUCCUUUCUUUUUUCUUCUUUCCCCAAAUAGAUUUUGGUUUAUUGGGGGCUGGUGGGAGGAACAAAAAAAAAAACCCUCAAGUUGCUGUUGCAAUGGGUGCAGUAAUGGGUACAUUCUCUUCUCUACAAACCAGACAAAGACGACCCUCAAAAGACUUCGCCCGAUGGUCUUACCUGUCUCAGAGAGAUAAAAUUGAAGAUGAAUUAGAAAUGACCACGGUGUGCUAUAGGCCGGAAGGACUGGAACAGCUUGAAACACAAACCAAUUUCACAAAGAGGGAACUUCAGGUGCUUUACAGAGGAUUUAAAAAUGAAUGUCCUAGUGGGGUUGUUAAUGAAGAGACGUUCAAACAGAUCUAUGCACAGUUUUUUCCACAUGGAGAUGCUAGUAUGUAUGCCCAUUAUCUUUUCAAUGCGUUUGACACUGCACAGACUGGAUCAGUGAAGUUUGAGGGUUUUGUGAUGGCACUAUCAACUUUGUUGAGAGGAACAGUUCAUGAAAAGCUAAGAUGGACAUUUAAUCUUUAUGACAUAAAUAAAGAUGGAUAUAUAAACAAGGAGGAAAUGAUGGAUAUAGUAAAGGCAAUUUAUGAUAUGAUGGGCAAGUACACGUAUCCUGUUCUCAAGGAAGAUGCUCCGAGACUGCAUGUAGAAGUUUUCUUCCAGAAAAUGGAUAAAAACAAAGAUGGUGUUGUAACUUUAGAUGAGUUUAUUGAAUCAUGUCAGGAGGAUGACAAUAUUAUGAGGUCCUUACAGCUCUUUGAGAAUGUGAUGUAACAUCAUCUGGAAUGCAGCAUAGGAACCAGAGACUUUGUACGUAAUGAAAACCUUCUUUCUGGAUGAAGGCUUUUUACAACUCUGCUAUGUUGCGUGAACAAGGAUUGUGUAAGGCAUCUCCAACCAAGCUUCGUUUCCGAAUGCAACAAACUCCCAUCUCUCCUCCCCAAGAGAUACUGACUGGAAGUUAUUUCAUUUUGGAAGCAUGCUAAUAUUUUAAUAAAACCUGAUGAGUGAGACCUGCUGCUUAAAGUUAAUGAAUAAUAUACAACCUUCUGUUUGCUAGUCACAAGUUCUGCUGCUUUUAAUCUAUCAAACUUGAUUACAUCUGGUAGCACCAUAUCAAGAGCUUGCUAAGCCAUUUAUUGUGAGUGGAAGCUCAGUCCAUUCCAUCAUAGAACAACAUGUUUUAUAAAUGUCCUCUUUAUUUUGCUUUGGCAGAAACCUAACCUACCAGGACAUCUCUGUUUAGAUUUUGAAAACUAACACCAGAUUUAUUUACUAUAUUAAAUGGAGGGUCCAAUUCAUUUAAAAACCAUAUAUCCCACUUUACUCAACAUUCCUGAUUUUUCUCUUACGUAAACUGAUGUUACUCUAUUGAAUUUCAUGGAGUUGCUUCUAAUAUACACUAGCCAGAGGAGCAUCAAGCCGAUAUACAUUAGAGGAGAAGAAUAUACUUUUCCAUAUACAAUUUCUACAUUACAGAAUGAAUCCCAUUGAGUAACAUUGAGUUCCUGUGUGACAAGAUGAUUUUAACAGGCUGGAACUGUGGGGGGCAUGCUUUUACCAUUAAAUGCCCACCAGUUUUCCCAGCCACAAAGUGGGCCUCUAGUAUACAGUAUGCAUCUCCCACCUGAACAGCUACAAUGGACCAUGGUCCUUUCUGUAUGGUUUGGAACACCCUUAAUAAAUACAUCAUUUGUAGUUUUACAUUGUUUUAAAGCAAGGUAUUUCCCAAUGUUUGGAUUUAUUUGAACUUUUAAAUUUUUCUUCUGAGACCCCUCUUGGCUGUGAGAGUAAGGGAAUAUGUUUGGCCAAAUGUAGAGAGGCAAAUUAGAUCUUAGUACUCAACAGUCCAGAAUAAGGCCCUGAUCAAGUAACUGUCUCCACACAGGUUCACAGAGGGCACUGGGAAGGCUGAUUGCACUUGUACAGCAGAAAGCAGUUGUGACAGGCAGGCAGCUAAAGGCAGAGGAACCAAGAAGGAAAAAGAGAACAACCUAACAUAGUCCAGGAUUGCCAUAUGCCUACCAUAUAGGAAACACCUAUAUUUUUAUUAGAGACUAUAUUACAAAUAUACUGUCAGCACUGAAAUUAUAUUUUAAAUAUUAGGUAAAUGGAAACUUUUCCAUAUAUUUUGCAUAUUAUAAAUCACUUGUUUCUAUAGCCCUAUAUUUUAUAAAACCUAUUGAUCCACAGACAUAUUGCUGAUGUAGACAUAGAUCUGAUUGAUACCUGUGCGAUGCUGUGCUUGCACCACCACUGAGGAUGCUCCUGUAACACGUCCUGGCACAGGCUUACACAGGCGUUGGGCUUGACUCAUGUGAGUAGCCCCACUGAAGUCAGCAGUGCUAUUCAAGUGAGGAAAGUUUUAGUGCAGGCAGGACUGGAGCCUUACUCUGCUUUUCUGGCUACCUCACACCAAACACCACCAAUGAGUUUGUUCCUACAAAAGAUGUAGGACAUGGCAACUCCCACCAGUGUGCUGUGCCUUGCAAAGGGGUGAGAUGCUGUGAGGGUAGCACAGUCCAGUUGUACUAUGUCUCCUCCAUCUAGCUAUUAUCUUGAUGAAUAAGUAUGUAGUAAAUCAAAGGUGGAAUAAAUCAGAAAUUGUAUCCUAUUGCCUCUUCAUUUUCCUUGCAAUCCCACCUUAGGUACAGAAGCUUAGAUUUAAUACAAGCAGGGCCGGCCCACAACAUUUUGGCAUCUGAGGCAGAGAGCUCAAAUGACACUCCCAUACCCCCUUGCUUGGGCCAAAACUUUGAAACUCUGGGUCCUAGUGGCACCCCUCACCCCCACACCCUGGCACCUGAGGCGGCCGCCUCAGUUCGCCUCAUGGUAAGGCCAGCUCUGAAUACAAGGCCAAUUUAUUUACACAUAGUGCAACUACAAGUUUUCAAUCCGAAUUAUUAAUUUCAUUUUAAGAGAAAACAGCCAAAUAAAAAAAGGAAAAAAGUGACUUAAAGUGACAGGCAGUGUGUAUUUUCUGUAACAUGCUGUAUCAACUCUGCUCACAAAAUGGCAGUUGCAGCUUGUGGACUCCUAGAAAUGUAAAGGUGUAGUACACAAAAUAAGAUUACUAGAGAGACAAGGUGGGUGAGGUAAUAUCUUUUAUUGGACCAACUUCUGUUGGUGAGAGAGACAAGUUUACACAGAGCUCUCCUUUAUUUCAGCCUCACUCACCUUGCCUCUAAUAUUCUGGGACCAACGCAGCUACAACAAACUGCAUACAAAAAUACGAUUAUUUAUGAAAGUUGUCAGUUACAUACACCCAAAGUGUUUGUGUUUGUGUGAGGAAUGGGAGAUGUCACAAGGGCCACAGACUGGGGAAAAAGUCUAAAUCAAGCCAGCUCACAAAGAGGGGGUGCAUUUUAGGCACUGUCUUAUCAUAAUCUUAGACCAGUAGCUUUGAUAACCACCCACUGUUUUCAGACCACUAUAAGCACAGUACCUGAGGCCACACCCCAGUACCUAAGGCCAAAUUAAUUUUUUGGGUAACACUAUUGACUUCAGUAGAAUUAUAUCAGUGAUGAGUUCGGCCCCUGAUGUUUUUCUUGGUAUAAACUUUCAGAACUGCUGUAUUGAUAAUGCAGGUUACCUUCUUGUUAGCUGGAGACAAAACUGUAGUGAGUUAGUUUGUUAAUCCAUGUACGGAGUCACUGCUGUACUAGGGUGCACUAUUGUCCAGACUGUUCUAAUGUUUUUAAGUACCUUCUUCUGAGUUUGGCCUCCAUUCAGCAACACACACAACCUUAAGCACAUGACAGGUCCCAUUGGCUUCCACUGGGAUCAUUCAUGAUUGCACGUUCCUGAAUUAAGGCCUGAGUUAGUGGCAAUGCUGCUUUAGCUUCUCUUUUUGGGAGCCAAAGGCCCUGGUUCUGUUACUGCCAUUAACCAUGGAUUCUGUAUGUGUAGGGUGGCCACAGAACAUCAUGGCCCUAAUUGUGCUCCUGCUGAAGUCAAUGGUAAAACUCACUUUGAUUUUAGUGGUGCAGGAUUGGGCCCUAUGACAGCAUGAUAGUGUUUCCACCCUGGGUUGAUACUUCAGUUCCAGUUACAGUUACUGAUACCUAAAAUAGCAGGAUUAGCACAUCUGACAGCUGUAUCUUCACGUAUACUAUAGAAAGUAUCAGAAGUCAUUCCCCCUUACUGAACAGUUCUAGUUGUAAAUUCAAAUGGUGACAGAGUAACUUUCUUUAAGAACCCAUGUAUUGUCCAUUGUAUCUUGUAUCUCAUCCCACAAUUUAUCUGGCAAUGUCUCAUCCAUAGGCUGGUAUGCAUCGAUGCACAGUAAGCCUUCUCUUUAUGAACUGUGUGCAAAGCACGCAUGGAUGAAAAAGAGCCAGUAACUGUGAGAGACUUUUAUUCUGCUUGGAAAUGUCUUUUGGUUUUAAAUUCUCUAUGAAUGUUAGUUUGUAAACUUGCAAACCCUCCCAUGAUUCAUAAAUGGGGUCUGCAGUAUUUAUGGCAAAUACUUACUACUACAGCUUAUUAAAUAAAACAUACUGUGAAAGUCUGAUCUCAUCCCAUCAUGAAACCUACUACCAGUAUUUGGAAGGCAGUUAUUGUGCUGGCUUCUCAGCUGCAGUUAGAAUAUCCAUCAGUGCUAUCAGCUGUACACGUUUUCUCAAAAUUGUGAAUGUUUAAAUAAUGGCCAGAUGAUUUGUCUGACUGAAUUCAUUAGUUAAUCUACAUAACCAUGCCAGCAGUUUUAAAGCACAUAACAUGCAUAUUAGGCAACAAAUCUAUUGAAAAUAAGAAUGUCAAUAAUGAUGCAACAAAUGUAAUGUGUCUGCUACUUUUGAUGUUAGUUUUCCUGUUACUUUGAAAGCAUUGCAAUGUUGUGAGUAAUCAUGAAUAAUGUGACCCAUGAUGAUACUGAUAUCCUAUGAGAAAUGGCAACGUUCAGAUGCUCUAGGCCGAAUAUUGGCAUCCCUGGAUUGUGACACAUGCUGAACAACAAACCACCAUUGUGUCAGCCUAAGAACUCUGUCGAUGUGCGUGCAGCAGUGUAACUUUUUUCUUCAUCGUGGAAGGACCAUGAUGGACUUAAGGAAGUUUGGGCAAAUAAUAUAAAUUGUGCUAACUGAAGCCAUUUUACCGGAGCAGCAAUGCAUUGCUUCACAAAUGCUAUUAUCCAAUGGCAAUUUGUAUGAUAUUUUGUUGAACAGUUUUAAAGAUUUUGAGUUUAAUAAUAAAAAUAAAAGAUGUACAGAAGGGAGUCUUUUUUGUAGCCUGG